Molecule: messenger RNA, 3049 nt
Organism: Drosophila obscura
Lineage: Eukaryota; Metazoa; Arthropoda; Insecta; Diptera; Drosophilidae
Product: autophagy-related protein 13 homolog
Exons: 1
Coding region: 416-2083 (555 amino acids)
Biological process (GO): autophagosome assembly; mitophagy; piecemeal microautophagy of the nucleus
Cellular component (GO): phagophore assembly site; Atg1/ULK1 kinase complex; extrinsic component of membrane
Source: RefSeq, a predicted model, not a curated record
AGUCGCAGUUUAAUGGCGGACGGUAAUGAAAAAAAGUGGGAGUGAUCUUUGUUUUGCGUCUAAACAAACGCACUGAAUUUUACAACAUUAUUGAAAGGCGUUGCACAAAUUAUAGUGUUUUGGCAGAAUGCCCGAGCAAGUGUUAAUAAUGCGGUGCAUUACUUAGAACACGCAAUGUGCGCGACAAAAACGGAAAAAUUCCACAAAACUCAAUUCUCAUGAAAACGCAGACAAUACGCGGAAGCGUGAAAAAUAGAAAAGAAACACAAAACGAGCCAACGGCGAACUUUGUACGCUGUUGCAGUGCGCGAGCCCAUGUCCGAGUGCAAGUGAGAACAGACUGAAAAUACACACACUAAAACCACGAAAAAUCCGAAAAACGAGACCGAAACAAAGAAGAAAAAAAUAACGCAAAAUGUCUGCUGCACAGCGUUUGAAUGCCGCGGAAAAAGACCUAGAGAAGUUCAUCAAAUUUCUUGCUCUGAAGUCCACCCAGGUUGUGGUGCAGUCGCGUCUGGGCGAGAAGAUCCAAACGCAAUGCAAUCCGCUGGCGGGCAAUGACUGGUUCAAUAUUGUGGUGCAGGACCAUCCCGAAGUUAUGGAGGAGACGAAGCGGGCGUUGGCCCUGAAGCCUGGCGAGAGCAUUCUGCAGCGUCUGCCCCUGUGCGUGGAGAUAUCGCUAAAGACAACGGAGGGCGACCAGAUGGUGCUGGAAGUGUGGUCCCUGGAUCUGCUGCAACCAACCGCGAAUGGCACCACCACGAAUGGGGGCGCGAUAAAUGCCCGCGACGACUCCAAGGCGGACAUGAAUGGCAUAAAUGGCGAGAGCCAGACGUUGAAGGCCUCCCACGCCAUCUACAGCCGCAUGGGCAUAAUGUUAAAGUCCCUCAUCUCCCUCACCCGGACAACGCCCGCCUACAAGCUGUCGCGUCGUCAGUGCCCGGACUCGUACGGCAUCUUCUAUCGCAUCUAUGUGGAUCGCCCGCAGGUUCAUACGCUCGGCGAGGGCCACAAGAAUGUGAAGAUUGGACAGUUGCACACGAUUGUGGGCUCUCUGGUCAUGUCUGUGGCGUACCGCACGAAGAUGACCAUAUCCCCGACGACGGCCCAGGCCCACCAGACAGAAAACAACAUCAUUAUGCUCAAGUCGGAUCAUUUUCGGCCAGCCACCGAUGCCAGCUCCCCCAGCACCCAGCAGACCCAGACUCACGCCACGGCUGUCGCGAAGAAGCUGGGAUUGGGCGGCCUGAACGCAGCUUUGGGAUCUGGGGAGAGGCGAUGCAUUGACAUAGAGAAGCCGCUGCGUCCGGGCGCCUUCACGGAUAUGGGCAAGCUGCGGCAGUACACCGAGGAUGACUUUGUGCUGCCGGAGACGCCACCGUUCGAGUGGCUGCUGCGGGGACGACAGCGACACGAGAGCGCUGGCAGCGGCUGCUCCAUGGAGUCGCUGAACCGGCUCGACAAUGUGGCCAGUGUCGUUAGCAACAACAUGCACAACAAUAACAACAACAACAACCAUACGGCAAAUAAUUUCAACCACAGCCACAAUCUCAACAACAACUCGACGGGCUUCAAGAGCUUCGAAAAGCAGCAGGCCACAAAUGGGGAAGCCGCCACCUCAUGUUCACCCAUCAAAAGCCUGCUAAUACCCGCCACCGCCUAUCGCCACCAUUCGGAGCCAACGCUAGAGCCGCCCCCAGACGAUGACAAUCUGCUAAAGGAGCUGCACUUUCCCUUCGCCUCGCCCACAUCGCAUGUCAACGAUUUGGCCAAAUUCUAUCGUGAGUGCUAUCACGCCCCGCCCCUGCGAGGCCUCAACGAGCUGCAGGCGGAAAUCUCCAGCUCGUCCAGCUCCACAACGCCCACAUCGAGCAGCUCGGUGGCCGCCUGUGGGCCCACUGCAGCCGCCGCAGCGGUGGCCACCAGUGCAGCCGAUGCCAGUGCCUUGGAUGAUCUGUCGCGGCAACUGGAGCAGUUCGAGACAUCGCUAGAGGAUUACGAUAAGCUCGUCUCACAGUUCGGACUGACGGGCUCCUCAUCGUCGGGCAGCCGCAGUAGCGGAGGACUGCAAAUGAGCAACUGAGUGUCAAGUCUGAGUGGUGCCGCCUGCGAGGGAAGAUUAAUAAGUUGACCUAUGCUUAGUUGCGUCAUUAGUUAGACUCUAUUUAUGUGUAUGCCAUUGUGUUUAGUUAAAUUGAUAGGCUGCUACGAUAAUAUGCUGUGUAAAUACUAUGAAUGUAGGCUCUGUAGGCUAUAGUUCCGCAUAAGUUGUACAUAAAGAUGGCGAUUGGCGAGUGCAGGCAGGCGAUUGCCACAGCAGCGCAUCAAAUGUGAGGAGAGCUCUUGUCACGUUUCAAAGUUUAGACCACAGCCACAACAUAUACAGAUGCACCGGCACUGGCAGUGGCACUGGCACUGGCAUAUGGUAUAGGUACAUACUACAUGUAUACAUAUAGGGUAAUAACUUGGGCGUACACGUCGCUUGUUUGUUUGUUUGUUUGUUUCUUUGUUCAAGUGCCUUCUGCCUGCUUGUAAGUGAAAUAAUCAUCCAUGUGUAUAUAUAUAAAUAACUCUAGAUAAGAGCGCAGUUAAUGGGAAAGCUAUAAAAAGCUAUCCGUGCACACGCAUAGAUACCAUCCAAAAGGUUGAGUAGUAGUAUAGUAUACCCUGCUUGACACAGAUAUGGUGUGUGGUGUUGAGGCCUUCUGUUUGGAAUGUCUCUGUGCAAAUGCUUGAUAAUGUAAUAUGCAAUCGGCAAAAAUGUUACCGCAAGACUUUAAGCAUAAAGAAAUCUAAAUUGUAGCUAUCAUCAUUUGUACUUUGUAAAUCAAUUAGUGUUUUGUAUUUGAAUUCAUUUGUCUUUGAACUGUUAUUUAUUUAUUGGUUUCCAAACUGCUCAAAAUUUGCCUACACAUGUGAAUCGAAAUUCAAGUACUAUACUUACGCAUUAGAUUAAUCAGUAUGAUUAAUAAGAGAAUAAGAAAUUUAUACAUAAAUACAUAUAUAAAAUAUAAAACAAAGAAUAAAAGCAAUUGUUAAUCGAAACACA